Raphanus sativus (radish) is the source of this 1193-nucleotide messenger RNA. Its product is annotated as short-chain dehydrogenase TIC 32 B, chloroplastic. The record is from RefSeq and is a predicted model, not a curated record. The transcript is spliced from 8 exons. Lineage: Eukaryota; Viridiplantae; Streptophyta; Magnoliopsida; Brassicales; Brassicaceae. Bases 93 to 1055 code for a protein of 320 amino acids.
CUCUUACAUUUUUUCUUCUUCUCCAUUACAUUGUUCUUCUUCAUAGUCUGCAACAUAUUACAAUAAGGGUUAAUUAGCUUUGAGAGCAUAUCAUGGAAAUAUAUGGAAUGGUUACAGGAAAAGCAGGAAAGAGUGGGUUUGGAUCAGCUUCAACAGCUGAAGAUGUCACUCACUCCAUUGAUGCCAAACAUCUCACUGCCAUCAUCACAGGUGGAACAAGUGGGAUUGGAUUGGAAGCAGCAAGAGUGUUGGGAAUGAGAGGAGCUCAUGUCAUUAUCGCAGCAAGAAACGCAAAAGCUGCUAAUGAGUCUAAAGAGAUGAUUCUUCAGACGAACCCUAAUGCACGUAUCAAUUACCUUCAGCUUGAUCUAUCUUCUAUCAAAUCCAUCAGAUCCUUUGUCCAUGAGUUUCUUGCCCUUAAUCUCUCUCUCAACAUACUCAUAAACAAUGCAGGUGUUAUGUUUUGUCCUUUCCAGCUCACUGAAGAUGGGAUUGAAUCGCAAUUCGCAACAAACCACAUUGGUCAUUUUCUAUUGACUAAUCUGCUUCUGGACAAAAUGAAGAGUAGCUCCAAAGAAAGUGGAGUAGAGGGAAGAAUUGUGAAUCUGUCAUCUAUAGCUCAUACUUAUACUUACACCGAAGGCAUUAUGUUUGAUUACAUCAACGAUCCUGAUCGAUACUCGGACAAAAAAGCUUAUGGACAGUCAAAACUGGCAAACUUAUUGCACUCCAAUGCACUCUCUCGUAAGCUACAGGAAGAAGAUGUGAACAUCACAAUAAACUCGGUACACCCUGGACUUGUCACCACUAAUCUCUUUCGUCACUCCGGUUUAGGAAUGUCUGUUUUCAAAGCUAUGAGUUUCUUCUUGUGGAAAAAUAUACCUCAGGGAGCAGCAACGACAUGCUACGUAGCACUUCAUCCUGAUUUAAAAGGCGUCACCGGAAAGUACUUCGCCGACUGUAAUGUCACCACUACAAGCAACUUCGCCACCGACAUUUCUCUCGCCGAUAAGCUCUGGGAUUUCAGUACCAAACUCAUUGAUUCUCUUCACUAACCAAACAACAACACAUUCAAAAUGUAUCCUCCAUAAUGUUUACAUUCAUCUUAUAUAUGCCGCAUAUUGUUUAUUGAACUAAUAAUACUGUAAUCAGAAAUUAUCAUGUGAAAACUGAAUAAAUGUCAAGUGUAAAUU